AUGGAGCAACAAAAUAAAGGACCCACCAUUCUCGGUGUGAUGUGGGCAACCACAUCUACCGCAUUGGUAUUUGUAGUUGCAAGGGUAUAUACACGAGGAAAGAUUUUGAAAAAAAUGGGAUUGGAUGACUACUUAAUUGGCCUGUCCAUGAUAUUGGGACUGAUCUUUGUCGGCCUGACUACCUCUGCGGUGCGCUACGGCAAUGGCCGACAUUCUGAGACACUGACACGCGAUCAAUUUGAGAAGGCUGCCAUGCUCAAUACGGCGGGAUUUGCGCCGGGAAUCCUGUCAUUCACCGUCCCCAAACUAGGCGUUGUAGCUCUUCUCAUCCGCCUUUUCAAUCCAUCACGACCGAGGAAAAUCUUCUUAUGGUCAUUUGUAGGAGGGAGUUGCAUGAUCAUUUCGGGGUGCAUUGUCAUAAUUUAUGCGCAAUGUUCUCCAACCAGAGCCUUGUGGACCGUAAACUUGAACAGCGCACGAUGUUGGAGUCCGUGGAUUCUUGUCAACUACUCACUUUUUGCAGGAGCACUGUCGGCUUUCUUAGACUUAUUCCUAGCGGUAUACCCUGGUGUUAUCAUGUGGAAGUUGCAAAUCGCACAGAGGAAGAAGAUUGGCUUGAUUACCGCUUUUUCUCUCGGGGCUUGUGCUGCUGUAGUUGCCGUUUACAAAUGCACCCGUAUUCCGGGACUGGCGGACGAGUCGGACUCCACAUAUAGUACGGCGGACCUUGUUAUAUGGACAAAGUAA
This is a messenger RNA of Talaromyces proteolyticus, 747 nucleotides long. RefSeq lists its product as uncharacterized. The coding region runs from base 1 to 747 and encodes 248 amino acids. NCBI's taxonomy places the organism in Eukaryota, Fungi, Ascomycota, Eurotiomycetes, Eurotiales, Trichocomaceae. The record is from RefSeq and is a predicted model, not a curated record. The transcript has 5 exons.